Molecule: messenger RNA, 610 nt
Organism: Microplitis demolitor
Lineage: Eukaryota; Metazoa; Arthropoda; Insecta; Hymenoptera; Braconidae
Gene: Tcs6
Exons: 3
Coding region: 338-610 (90 amino acids)
Cellular component (GO): EKC/KEOPS complex
Source: RefSeq, a predicted model, not a curated record
AUACUAAGGUUAGCUGACGUCUGAUACUUUUUGAAUUUUUUUAAAAACGAUAAAAUAAAAAAAAAAUUACACCCUUAGAUUUAAUUUUCUGCAUAUGCAUAUUUUUAUUUAUUUAUUUUUUUUUUUAAAUUAAAUUAUUGAAAAAACAAAAAAAAAACAUUGUUAAUUUUCUACUAACUUCAGGAUCAUAUACAUAUGUCGUAAAAAUGCAUAUACAUGCAUGAGUAUAAAUAUGUACAUAUGUAAUAAUCAUUUAACAAUUAAAUGUUAAAAAAAAAUUUUUUUAUUUAUUUGACGAUACAUUCAUUUUUUUCAAUUGUAAAAAUUACAAUUCAUCAUGAAUGAUUUGUCAAUAAAAGUAUCUAUACAUUUUCCAACUGAACGAGAUGCUGAAAUAGCUUAUCAAGUAUUGAAAGUUGACAGUGAACCCAAAAGAAGCGGUGUCUUAAAAACUUUAGUAGUAAACAGUAAUAUUUUAAACGUGAAUUUCAUUGGCAAAGAACUUAGAAAAAUAAGAGUUGCCUUAACAUCAUUUUUUGAUAGUCUUACAUUAGUAACUGAAACUAUGAAGGAAUUUGAUUCUCGAAAAAGUAAUUACAGUUAUUAUUAA